Lasiodiplodia theobromae is the source of this 2469-nucleotide messenger RNA. RefSeq names its product Nb-arc and tpr domain protein. Lineage: Eukaryota; Fungi; Ascomycota; Dothideomycetes; Botryosphaeriales; Botryosphaeriaceae. Gene Ontology annotation, molecular function: protein binding; ADP binding. The coding region runs from base 1 to 2469 and encodes 822 amino acids. The record is from RefSeq and is a predicted model, not a curated record. The transcript has 10 exons.
AUGGAUCAGAAUGCAAGUGCCAUCCUUUGGCGUAUGGCUGUUGACAAGUGUCGAAAGAUUGUGGGAGAGAAAGAGUACAAGCAUCUUCUCAAUGUGGAUGAUGAGACUAAAUUGGUCUGUUUCUACCAGAAUCGCGUUAAGGAUGGUAUGGUCAGGAUCGAUGCUGCCAGGCCGGUCAUCCAGCAGCUGAAAGCUAUGCAUGAAGUAAUCAGUCUCUUCUGCCCAUCUUCAGAUGCAAUAUCUGGCUUGGUAUGGGGGAGCUUUACAUGCAUUCUCGAGUCGGCAGCCCGUUUCCUGUCCGUCCACGAUGACAUCCUUAGCAUGUGGAAGGAUAUCACCACUUCCAUGCUUCGCUUUGAUAUAUACGCUAGAGUUUUUAGGGAUGUUCCAAUGGUCGAGGACGCCAUUGUUGCAGUCUUUGUCGAAUACAUACGUUUCUGCAGUCAAACGCUGAAGUUUCUAAAGAGACGGCCCUUUCAAUCAAUUGUUCGCAUGGGAUGGUCAGGCGAAAAGGCCAGGUUUGCAGCACUGAUGCACAACAUUCACCAGAACGUUGACAACGCCGAUAAGGCAGCACAGGCUGUUGGACUGUCGAUGGCCAAUGAACGUCAUCAGCAGCUUGUGGCGCUGAUGCGUCCACAACUGCUACAACCCUUCCAGCUCACUGUCAAUUGCAAAGUUCUGAAGUAUCCGAGGAGCCCAAUUUUCCAGGGCCGGCUGGAACUACUCCAAAUCAUGGACGAGCACUUGAAGCCGUACCCUGACUCUCCCAAUCUGAGAACAUUUGUCAUCUACGGAAUGGGUGGAGUUGCGAGGCAGGAAAAGUUGUUUCAGGACUUCCAGACGAUUAGUCAGUACCUCGGCUUUGAAAGUCAUCAAGUCUCGGACCAGUGGAGAGUACGAGAUGAGGUUUUGGUGUGGAUGAAACAGAACGCAGGCUCCUGGCUUCUCGUCUUUGACAACGUGGAUGAUGCGGCACUGCUUCAGGAGUUCUUGCCCGCUGCAGACUCUGGUGGUGCUGUAUUAAUGACCUCAAGAAAUUCUUCCCUCGUUCCCGGAAUCGCCCGGAAUGGUCUGGAGGUAGAACCCUUUAGCGACGAAGAGAGCGCUAAAUUACUUCUCUGCAUACUCGGCAAACCUGCUGUCGGCACGGACUUCGAUAUCGCGACCAAGAUUGGCCAGGAGCUGGCGGGCUUACCUUUGGCUAUUUCACAAAUGGCCGGUUUUAUACAACAGACUCGGUGCCCCCUCGAAGAAUUCCUCCUGCUCUACAGGUCAAGCGACAACUACCAGAAGAUCCAGAGCCAGUCAACUCUUGUCGACCGCCUCCAUUACCACUUGACACUGCAAAAUGUCUGGGAGAUGUCCUUUUCUCGACUGGAUGAUAGUUCCAGAGCUGUGUUGGAUGUAUUUGCGUUGCUGGACCCUGACGGCAUACCGGAAAAGCUUUUGAGGGACUCCAUCGGAAUGCCCGAUCUCAAGUUUCUUGACUCAAACCUCGAGUACUACUCCGCGAUUCGCCAUUUGAGGCAGCAUUGCCUCAUCAAACAUCCAACCCUCCCCGACCGUGAUCUUGAGCACUAUGCCGAACUUCUCCAUGUGACAUCACAGUAUCUUUGGGAGCAAGGAUCUUGGGCCGACGCCUGGCACCUUUUGCGACUCGCCGAACGAUCAUGCAACCUGCCCACAAGCACCAACCUGGUACUUCGUGCACACAUCGCAUGCGGCCUUGGUGUCUUCUGUCUGGAAGACUCAAUGAUUGACGAUGCAGCCCACUACAAUGAGAUGUACGUCGACCUCCGUAAGCGGUACAAUGAAUCUCUCGGCGACAAACUCGGAACAGAUGAGAUCCUCAUGCUCUCGAACGCCUACAACAAUCUUGCCUUGAAACUCCGCAGAUCCCAGAACUCCCCGCUCCACAUUGCACUCUCCCGGGCAAACCUGUCCCGCGUCCUUCAGUUCAUGGGACGCUUAUCGGAGAGCAAGGCUCACAUGCAAGAAGCACUGCUCAUCCAAAAGGCAGAGACCGGUUGCGACAAUACUCGUUAUGCGCUUUUCUUGCAUAACAUGGGUAGCGUCCUCGGAGACAUGAAUGACUGGCACGCAGCCAAGAAGUUUCAUUCCGAAGCUCUGGCUAUUCGAAGCGACAAGCUGGGAGAGGCAAACGAUACCGCCACAUCAGAGCACAUGCUCGCACGAUGUUGCUUUCGAUUACAAGAGUAUGAAACGGCUUGCCAGCUUCUUGAGGACGCCAUCAAGAUAUUCGAAAAAGGCGUCCACUCGACGGAUCGUGUGGCGCGGUCGACCUUCAAGCUUGCACAAGUGAAGGAGAAGUUGGGUCGUCUCGACGAAGCUUCGUCGCUGCGCCAAAAAGCUGAGGAUCUCAGGCGAAGAUUGUCAAAAGAUGAUCCAGGCGUGGCGAAUGGCGAGGAAUCGUACGACAAGCUGACGGUGUAUAUGAAUCGAUGA